Messenger RNA from Thalassophryne amazonica, 672 nucleotides. Its product is annotated as solute carrier family 23 member 1-like. Gene Ontology annotation, biological process: transmembrane transport. The transcript has 3 exons. Gene Ontology annotation, molecular function: transmembrane transporter activity. Gene Ontology annotation, cellular component: membrane. The record is from RefSeq and is a predicted model, not a curated record. NCBI's taxonomy places the organism in Eukaryota, Metazoa, Chordata, Actinopteri, Batrachoidiformes, Batrachoididae. The coding region runs from base 107 to 487 and encodes 126 amino acids.
CUCGAGAUGUGACUUGGCCGUUCGUAUUGUCCUAUAAGAUCCAUGGUUACUUUAGCUUUGAUUUCCACUGUCUACAUUUGUGUAUUUGGUCCUCAAGAGCAACAAAAUGCAUCUCUCCAUAGAACUUUCCAUGGAGCUGGGACUCAGAGAAGAGGAGACAGUCAAUACUGCUUUUUGCGGUAAUGAGAGUGAUGAAGCGCCACAGUUGGUAGUUCACACUGGGAAUCCAAACACGGAGGCUCCGGAAGAGGCUGCAGAAAGAGAUCUACUUUACUCACUGAAUGACAGGCCUCCUUGGUACCUCUGCAUUUUGCUUGGUUUCCAGCAUUACAUCGUGGCAUUCGGAAGCAACAUUGCAAUCCCCCUAAUUUUGGCUGAGCCCUUUUGCAUAAAGGACAACAACGUCGCCAAAAAUCAGAUCAUCUCCACCAUGUUCUUCGUAUCAGGAAUAUGCACCCUCCUUCAAACUGUUUUUGGUGUCAGGUAACACAUUUUGUCUCACCCCCAGACAGUCAGGCGGAAUCAGGACAGAUACAGAGAAUAGAAUGUAAAAUAUUUGCACAUAUUGUACACACUUUUCAUCACACACUCGGAGAAGAAUUGUAAACAAGAGCAAUCAGAGAUUUCUGAUGUCCGCCAAUCCGGACCAGAUCACCUCCAAAAUUCAGUGUA